Balaenoptera acutorostrata (minke whale) is the source of this 334-nucleotide messenger RNA. RefSeq names its product COX assembly mitochondrial protein homolog. Lineage: Eukaryota; Metazoa; Chordata; Mammalia; Artiodactyla; Balaenopteridae. Gene Ontology annotation, cellular component: mitochondrion. The transcript has 3 exons. The coding region runs from base 1 to 258 and encodes 85 amino acids. The record is from RefSeq and is a predicted model, not a curated record.
AUGGAGAGAAAUAAAGCAGGCAACAGGAUAAUCUCCUUAUUUGAAGAUUUCACUAAAUGUUGCAAGGACUCUGCAAUCCUUAUGGUAGUAAAAUGCCGCAAAGAAAAUUCUGCAUUGAAAGAAUGUCUAACUGCUUACCAUAAUGAUCCAGCCUUUUAUGAAGAAUGCAAAAUGGAAUACCUGAAGGAAAGGGAAGAAUUCAGAAAAACUGGAAUUCCUACCAAGAAAAGGCUGCAGAAGCUUCCCACAAGCAUGUAGGCAAAUAUUCAAAUGAUACUCAGUAAUGCCAAUGUUCAUGGAAAUCACAGCCACCUGAAAUGAUGGACUCAAAGAA